AUGGCGGAGGCGGCCCCGCACUUGGAAAGCUUCUCUGAUGAAUCAUUUGAUACCAGUAGUGAGGAUGACGAUGAUGAUGACGACGACGAGACUGAUGAGGAAGAGAGUAGCGACGGCUCAGAUCCCUCAGACAAAGAAUCCGAGGCUGAUGACGAAGCUUCGCAGAGAAGAACCAGGAAAGCACGGGAAUAUCAGUCAGGGACGUCUGAGGAUGAUGAUGACGAUGAUGAUUAUGAUUAUGAAGUUGAUGAAGAAGACGAGAUACCUGCUCCGGCCAGCAGAAAGCAAUAUGCUUUGCCAGAGAACACGGACGACGAGGAUAGUCCAUCUCCCCGUCCUCGAAGGAAACUAAGGAACCCUCGACGACAGGCCAGGAAGUCAGUCGAGGAUCACUCGACCCCCAGAGCUAUUGAGCCCUCCUCCCCCAGACGUCGUAGGAAUGCCUCGUCUCCCCCCAGAGUCCCGUCAUCACGAGCGUCGACCGCUGCGGCGGCAGAGCUCAUGUCGGAGAUAUCGCCAAAGAAAUCUGCUAAGAAACGUGAUGCUGCUCGUCAAGAGGCCCGCCAUGAGGCCCGUCAAGAGGCUCGUCAAGAGGCUCGUCAAGAGGCUCGUCAAGAGGCCCGCCACGAGGCCCGUCAUGAUGCCCGCCAUGAGACUCACAGGAAGGCCAAAAUGGCAAAGUCGAGCCGGGGAAGUCUGCAGUCCUCCAACCGCCAAUCUAGCGUCAUGCUUUCCAGCACUAGCCAGCCAAUGACCCCAGACAGCAGAAGGGAAAGGCCACGUAAAAGGGAGAAGCACAGAGAGGAGAAACCUGUCAAGAAAUCCUCUGCAUCGCGUGAGUCGCGAGAGCACCACGAGCACGACAAGUCGGCAAGACGCCAGCGACGAAGAACCAACGAAGAUGAUGACUACCGCCACCACGGUCAUGAUGAAGAUGGCAUGCCACAAAGAUUCAUGGACAUGACACUUCAUGAAGAACCUUCUGAUAUGGAAGACGACGAUGACGAGGUCGUGGGGCCAGGGAUGGAACUUGGACUCGGCAUCUCUCCCACUAGCCGGCACAAGAAAGAACACCACAAGAAGCGCAGCAAAGCGAAAUACAGAGCUCAACAGUCGACUACCAUGCAGCCGCCGCCACCGCCUGCCCCAGAGCCGCCAAGAAGAAAGUCGGUUGAUGUGUUUGAUCAAGAGCCCGCGUUCCAACGAGCGGACACAUUCCCAUCUCCUCAAUCAAAGUCAUAUGAAUCCAAGUCAUACGAAAGAGGGCCCUAUGUCACAGAGGUCCCUAGGGCCCGAGGCUCCAGAGGGGGUUCUAUGGAGAGACGCCUUGCCGAUCGGUUCUCUGAGAACCGGCAAGGAAUGCCUCCUCGACAAGAUAUCCCACUCGCACCGCCCGUGCCCAUGUCUCCGAUGAUGCCUGGGGCACCUCCUCACUCACAGAUGCCAGGGGUACCGUUCGGUGGCCCUCACAUGGGGAUGCCGAUGAGGGGUCCCGGUAAUGUGCCACCGCCCAUGAUGAUGCCUCACAUGGCACCUCAGGUCCCAUUCAACAAUGCUGCUUAUGGCCAUUCAUACGGAGCUGUUCCAGCGUCGGCAAGAGAGCACAUGCAUGCCCACGAAUCCGAGCAUAGGCACCGGCACGAGUACGAUGAUGUCCCCAGAUCAUCAUCCCAGAUGGCAGGACUCGACGGAACCGGGGCCGGAAUGGACCGUGUCGAUGAGUGGCGGCGCUUCGUUGGAGCAGGAGGAGGGCCGGACGAGGUGCUUCGCACAUGCUGA
This is a messenger RNA of Clonostachys solani, 1779 nucleotides long. The record is from the annotation of a GenBank genome assembly. Lineage: Eukaryota; Fungi; Ascomycota; Sordariomycetes; Hypocreales; Bionectriaceae.